UGAACUUUAAACGUCAAAAUACAUGCAAUCUAUAAACAACCAACAAAUUUUUCUUCGCUUUUCAUUCCACUAAAAUUUUAGAUUUUUAAAUAUUUUUCCACAAAAAUAUGCAAUUUAAAUAAACAAAUAUAAGCCAACGCAACUUAAGUGAAAAUGACUUCUGAAGUAAGUCAAUCAAAAGCUGAACAUUUUAUUGAACAACUUAACGCAUCCAAUGCCAAAAAAGUUGCUCUCCUCCUCGUUAUCGGCUUCGUAGCUUAUCACGGAAUCCUCAAUUAUCGCUAUGGAAGUGAUUCGUGUAAUUGGCUCCUCUCGAAGGGACGUUUCAAAGGCGACAAGGAAUGGCAACCAUACGGGUGUAUGAUGCAUAAGUACUCCCAAACAGAUACAAGGCGUUGUUUUCGAUACUUGGCUUUUUGGGGCAACAAAAAUCAAUUUGUAUUUAUCGGCGAUUCCCGCGUUCGGAUGCUCUAUCACACAUUCAUUAACCACCUUCAUCCAAAUGACGACGAUAACGGCUCGCUAUUACUCCCCGAUCAGAAGUCGGACACCUCCUUCGAGGAUCCCAAGCUUAAGAUGAAAGCCAUCUACGUGUAUGCUGAUGAUAUGCAAAACAGUGUCUUGCAGCUAUUGGCGAAAUUUGAGGCUGAUACUCCCUCUCCCUCGGUUGUGAUUGCGGGAUUUACCCAUCAAGGUUUCCUCGGUGGCAAUGUAACCACCGAAUUAUUGAAAGCUUAUAAUUUCAAUCUAACUAAGCUUGUGGUGCCAUUUGACAAGUUGGUAGCGAAGAAAUCGAAAGUUCUUUGGAAACUGCAGGACAGAGUAAACGAAGAGAAACUAGUCGACGCCUGGAAGGCUGUACAGAACGAAGACAUCGAUAAGUUCAAUCGAGUUGCGCGAGAAGUUUUCCGCUAUUCCACGGCAAAUGUAUGGGAGUCCUCUUUUCACAUAGCCAAUGGGCUGCUUGACAAUGCUGCCGACGGAUAUCAAUUGAGUCCGCUCGGGCUGCGGCAUGACAUUCAAAUAAUUCUGAAUAUGUAUUGCAACGAUUACAUGAAUUACAAUGAUGGGACUUGCUGCAGUAGUGCCGAGCCCUACACAUUCAUCCAGAUUGUGUCUUAUGCUGUUUUUGGAGUUUGCUUUUCUCUGGUACUGGCGAUGUACGCACGUCGUUGGAUAAUGCACCUGCGAGGCAAGACACUUUACAUGCCGCUAAGUCAAGUUGGCACUAACGGAGCUUCAGUAUCACUGCCAUCAGAUUACUCAACGCCCAUUGUUGCGUUAGCUACUCUCGGCAUAAUUCUCGCGUACUUCUAUCUUUGUGAUCGCACUAAUUUCUUUAUGAAGGAGAACAAGUACUACUCGGAGUUUAGCUUUUGGAUUCCAGUGGGUUACGUGGUUGCUUUGGGUUUGUUCUUUACCGAAGAUUCACGCUUCACCAAGGUUCUCAAUCGCGACCAAACGGACGAGCUCAAAGGUUGGAUUCUGUGUGUGGUGCUCAUCUAUUACAUGACCGGAGCCCAUCGGGUUUUGCCCAUUCACAUGAACAUGCGAGUUCUUAUCAGUGCGUACCUGUUUCUGACGGGUUACUCCCAAUACACCUACAUGUGGCACACUGGGAAAUCUGGCUUGGUGCGGUUCUUCCAAGUGAUGUUCCGUAUGAAUUUCUUGACCAUUGUCCUCUGCUUUUGCAUGAAUCGUCCAUACCAGUUUUAUUACUUCGUCCCAUUGCUCUCCUUCUGGGUGUGCAUUAUUUAUUUUCUGUUAUCACUGCCGCCGAGAAUCACCUCUCAGAGUGUGGACAGUAAUGCACUGCACUAUCUCUAUUUGGUGGGUAAGUUUGUCGGCUGCUUGAGCGUCAUUACAGUGCUCUUCCUCUCAGAGGUGUUCUUCGAGAGAAUAUUCGUAACCCGGCCAUGGAAGGCGCUGUUCGUCACCACCGAUGAUGACAUCCACGAUUGGUGGUAUCAGUGGAAGAUCGACCGCUAUACAGUGACAUUUGGAAUGAUCUUCGCUGCUUGCUUCCACAUUGCUCAGAAAUAUAGCAUUUUUGAUGACAAUAACCACGGAAAUCUAUUUGCUCGCCGAACUUCGAUAACGGUCACUCUGUUGGCAAUUAUCGGUGUGGGAUUCUAUGAGACAUUUAGUUUCCUGUGUCGCAACGAACAGAAUUGCGAAGAGAUUCACUCGUACAUUGUUUUCAUCCCAAUUGUGGGCUACAUUAUUCUGAGGAAUAUUUCGGGGAUCUUGCGGACGAGAUAUUCGACAUUCUUUGCUUGGUUCGGACGAAUCUCCUUAGAAUUGUUUAUUUGUCAAUAUCAUAUUUGGCUGGCAGCCGAUAGACAUGGAGUUCUUGUUCUUUUGCCCGGAUUCCCAACUUUAAACAUGAUUAUAACGAGUUUUAUUUUUGUCUGUGCUUCACACGAAGUCCAUAGGAUUACACAAAUAUUGCUGCCAUACGCUGUUCCCAAUGAUUGGAAAUUAGUGACAAGAAAUUUUAUUUUGUUUUUCAUAAUACUUAUUCCAAUUGGACGGUAUGAUGGAAUGUUUUAGAAUAUAAGAUUAUGACUCGAAGAGGCUUAAGACUAGUUUGUAAGAAGCACAAAGUAAUAAAUAUGAAGAAUAAAUACAUAGAAAUGUAGAUCUGCAAUUGCUUAUCAAUCUAAGAACUUUCCUUGUUAGUAGAAGGAUUUAUUUCAUUUAUGUAAGCUAAAUUAAAGGCUGUACUUAUAAUUUAUUCACCAAAUAAAACAAAAUUAAUAGAUA
Molecule: messenger RNA, 2766 nt
Organism: Eupeodes corollae
Lineage: Eukaryota; Metazoa; Arthropoda; Insecta; Diptera; Syrphidae
Product: N-acetylneuraminate 9-O-acetyltransferase
Exons: 4
Coding region: 154-2553 (799 amino acids)
Source: RefSeq, a predicted model, not a curated record